Messenger RNA from Folsomia candida, 3358 nucleotides. RefSeq lists its product as uncharacterized. The coding region runs from base 1159 to 2697 and encodes 512 amino acids. The transcript is spliced from 6 exons. NCBI's taxonomy places the organism in Eukaryota, Metazoa, Arthropoda, Collembola, Entomobryomorpha, Isotomidae. The record is from RefSeq and is a predicted model, not a curated record.
CCGUUCUCUGCGGGUAGCAAGAACUACCCGCACGGGUAACGGGUAGUUCAGUUUUUAUUUAAUUUUCGACAUAAAUCAGUUCACAAAGAAAGUUAGUAGAAAGUUAGACCAUUUACCAAGAAAAGCGUAAAUUUAUUAUUUAUCGAUUUCAAAAUUUUCCAUUUGCCAGAAGCUAGAGAUUAUAACUAGCGUGUCUUUUCGAUAUCCACACAAGCCUUGGGCAGCCCCAAAUACUUCUUCUCAGCCCCAAAUAAUUCUUCAAAUAUGCCUCACGUCCCGAAAAUGCGGAGAAAUUAUUGUUUCUCAAGCUAAUCUCAAACUAAUCUGUCUGCUCUCAAAUAUCAGUAAUCAUUUAACUUGUAUUUGUGUAUUAUGUAAGUCUGACGAGAUCUUAGUUUGUGCUUUGAAAAUGAAAAAUCUGAAUCCGAUUGAAAACAAAAAUUUUACUUGGAGGCAAUUAUUUUUGAAUAAAACCGUUUUAAAUCAUAAUUUCAAAAAAUCAAACUAAAAAUUUAACCUUUUUUCAAGCUACACCAAGAUUCUCUAGCGAGUAUAUCGAAAAGUCAAGCCCAAAACUAGGAAUCGCGUGAUACUUAUCUUUCCGUUAAUGGUCACGUUGAACAAACUAUUGGCGACAAAGUUUAAUUUUUAACUUAAUGUUCUGCAUAUUUUUCUUUCACUGGACGAAAACCAUGGUAGACUUUGAUCUUUGUCCCCCCAAUAGUUUUUUUAAACAGGCCAUUCAACGGAAAGAUACAUAAGUGAUAAUUCCUAAUUUUUGGCUUGGUUUUUUGGCUUCCCUUGAUAUAAUUCGCUAAGAAAUCCCGAUCAGGCUUGAAAAAGGUUCCAUUGAAAGUUAAUAAUUUUAAUUUCAGAAAUAGCUAAUUACAUCUAGCAAAUUAUGAUAUUCGUUCGUUGCACAGCAUUACAUAUCUCAAACUACUAAUCAACCUAAAUGAGCAAAUAAUUGAUUAAAUAAAAAUUUAUUCUGAAGGUUGGUUAGUUUUUAACCUAACUUUCAUAAAGGGUAGCCGGUAACGGGUACCCGAACGGGUACCCGUGCGGGUACGGGUAGUUGUGCUGCGGGUAGCGGGUCGGGUAACGGGUAGCAUUUUCGCUACCCGCGGCAACUCUACUAUUAAUUGAAAUUUGAUAAGCAUGCAGUCACCGUCACGAGGGGACAUGGGUUCUCUACAUUUAGCUACAGAAACUCACGACGACGAUAAUAACAGCGCAUUGUCGAAAGUCUUACGGAAUCCGUUAAUUCUUGACAUCAUCCUCGCCAAGCUAGAUAUACUUGACUUGGAGAAUUCUCGUCUCGGUUGCCAUGUCUGGCGCGACGUCGGCGCCAGUUUAUUAGGAAAACAGACUUAUCUCCAUGUCACCAAGGUUUUCCGCUAUGACGAGCCAAAUUUAUACCAGGCGACUCCCGUAGACGCCAAACUGUACCGUAACCUCGUAAUCUGGGACAGAUUCGAUCCCUCCGUUCCGACAAAUAAGCAGGGCAACGUAAUCACCAAAGCGCUCAGUCAGGUGCCCCAAGUCACUCACGAAAUUGAUUUUCGCCUCGGCCACAUGAAAGAUGUCGCCCCUAUUUAUCAAGGAAUAAGGUUACUUGGCCCCACAAAAAUCCGACACAUUUCAAUCUACGCGUCUUGGAAAAACAUCAGUUUCAACAAGGUUCCGGUACAUUCGUACCUAACUAUUUCAGCUCUACCAACUUUGACCUCACUCAAGUUUAACGUUCAUUCUUACCAUCCUCCCCGUACCAUCGGCCCCAUCGGUUGUCAACCGUUUCUCCAAGUAUUAAUCGAUUCCGCACCCAAUUUGACCUCUUUGGACGUCACGGGGCCUAUCUACCCCAAUUUGGAGGGGUGUAAAAGUUUGAAAGUGUUGAAAUUUAUGUUCAGAAAGUGUUUGCAUGUGUUACCAUUGACUUGUCCUCAAUUAAACUUGGCUGAUGUGACCAGGAUGUUAGGACAGGUUAAGGAUUCCGUAACUGAGGUGGAAUUGAGCUAUAUCGGUAAUCAAUCGGUUGCCGAUAAGACACAGGUCAAGAAUCCUCACACUCCCGUGAUGUCGAAACUUACCUCCUUAUCCAUCAAUUCCGUAAACGUGUACAAAAUCUACGACUUCUUUGAUGAGAAGCACCUCCCAAACCUAACCAGCGUCUCGCUCAUCAACAGGUUUGAGGAAUCGAUGUUAUCAGCGGAUCCUAAUUUCUGGAAACGACACAGAAAAGUUGAAUCUCUUACCCUGAUGCUUACUGGUCCUUGGAUGGGAGAUGAGUUCGAAAAAAUUGUCCAAAUAUUUCCCUCCGUAAAGAAAUUUUGCUUGACGAUGGUGCUCCCUUGUCCCAUUUCCAUUAAGGAUUGGAUCAUGUUCCAAAUCUGGGAUUUGGAACAGGUCAACGUUCACGUCCGUUGUGUAGCCGCAUCCUCAAGGAUGAUCGAACUCUUAAAAAAUAUAUCUCCUGGGAAAGGCGUCAAACGUGUCCUGUUCAAAAAUACUUCCAUCAAGGAGGACGAUUUUUCUACCUGCAUUGAUGACCUCAUCUUGCUCAGUAGAGGGUUUAAAAGGGUGGAAAUCUCUGGGGAUGAGGUAUCGGAAAUUGUGGACCGAAUACGACUCAUCUUUGAAGCUAGAGCUGCACCCAUUCAUUUCACCGGAGGUGUGGUUCACAACGAAAUGAGAUAACGAUUAAUAACCGACUUUCGAGUUUAAUAAGAAAGUUAUCACUUUUCGACAUAACAUGUAAAACACUUACGAAGGUUCCUAAAAUUUAAAAUAUUAUAUACAGUGGUCGUACCCAUAAGUUUGCAAAAUUGAUUAACUCAAUUUCCAGGUCCAACACUAAUAAAUAUUUAAAUAACAAAUAUUUUAUAAACAUGAUUAAAUGGUAAACUGACCAGAAGCCAUUCAUGAAAAGUUUGACGUCAGAGAAGUUUGACUUAUUUAAUUUUAAACUUUGAGACUUUGGUGUGGCUCUCAACUAACUAGCAGGUUGAGGUUCCAAGAAAAUUUGGGAACAUUGGGUCGCUUAAUCUUAUUCGUGUUAAGUCAUAUUAUGAUUUUUUACACAUACAAAAAUGUAGACUUCAAGGAAAAGAGAAACUUUUAUUGCGCUGGAGGGUGAGGGGAGAGUAGGCAAAAGAGACCUUUUUGUUUGGAGGAUGGAAGAAGAAAGCAAUAAACGUUGACCCAUAAAAGUGACUUUAUACAUAAGGAGCGUCAAUAUAUUACGUCAUCAGGGUCGCCCACUUUACUUCUUCCCGAGUUCAGUGAAAGUACACGCCGAAAACUCGGUUUCCUAGUGGGAGGCAAAAAAUUGUCAUUUUUUAUGGCGUGAUAUCUACAC